Messenger RNA from Paramuricea clavata, 5564 nucleotides. Lineage: Eukaryota; Metazoa; Cnidaria; Anthozoa; Malacalcyonacea; Plexauridae. The record is from the annotation of a GenBank genome assembly.
CAAGGCCAUAUUGGAGACGCCAUUACAAAGAUGGCGGAGUUAAACAGUAGUCUAACAGCUAUGGAUUGGCUGCCAAAGCUGACCGUUGGCGGGGCUAUGGCCAAUGCCAAUGGAUGUGAUAGUAUGGGAAACGGUCUUCAAAAGGCCUCGUUGCGAAAAAGCCCUGGCUCGCCUGUUAACCCGUACGCGACACUCACCGAACAAGAAGCCCGCGAACAUCAGUUACGUGAAAACAAACCGCCGUACUCGUAUGCUAACCUUAUUACAUUCGCGAUAAAUAGUUCAGAUAGCAAGAAAAUGACAUUAAGUGAAAUAUAUCAAUGGAUUUGUGAUAAUUUCCCGUAUUAUAGAGAAGCUGGUAGCGGCUGGAAGGUAAGGAAUUUCGGGUUUUAAAUUAUAUAAUAUCAAUACUAGUUGGCACGAACGCAAUACACAACAAAUUCAUCAAGUGCAAUGAUGUGUAUUAUUCUGAAUAAUCGUUCUAUCGUGCUGUUUUGUUCGUUUCUAUUCACAAAGUUUUUCAGUAUGUAUUUAACGGAGUGUUUGUCAUAUAACAAAAUAUUUUGUCUCGUUUUAGAAUUCCAUAAGACAUAACCUGAGCCUCAAUAAAUGUUUUCGAAAAGUUGCGAGGAGUAAAGAUGACCCAGGAAAAGUAAGUGUUUUAAAAGCAAUAAUGGCCACUUGUGUUAUUGGCGAUAACGCCAACAAUUACCCAAACACUAUUUCUCAUGGGCUAUGUCAUAUGACUAUCUACAAUGUUAUAUUUCUCAAUAGUAAACAUGAUAUUUAAACUGCAAUUCGGGUUAUCCGGCAGCUAUUGUAAACUUUGUUGUCACUUGAAACCGAGCUUUUAUGUUGUGUGUACAUUAUUAGUGACAACAGCACGUAACCGUUCUAAUUUUUUUAUUUUAUUUUAAGGGCUCAUAUUGGGCAAUUGAGCAGAAUCCUUCCGACGAUGUACUACAGCUAAGGCCUAGUCGAAAACGUGGCCCAAAUGGGGUGAGUAAUUAGGGUUUUCUUUUCAAACUGAAAGUUUUUGUGAGUAAUAUCGGCUGAAGCGGUUACUAUAGAGAAACUGUUAGACAGUAAAGCGCCCGCGAAUUCUUGUUAAAAGCAUGUUUUUACAGUAAUGUGGUUUUAAGAAUACCUGCUACAUUUUAAAAUAUUUUAUAAAGAUUUAAAACCGCGACCCCGGUUUACGUACUGCGCGCAGGCUAGCUUUCGUAAUGUUUACAUUUUGUGUCAUCGAACAACUUCGAUUUUGGAAUUUAUUUUAAUAGUUUUCCCUUCGUGAUAAAAUUUCUUCGAUCGUUUUGUCUGUAAUGGUAAAUGUAAACAAUCAUUUCAGAUAUGAAUCUUGAUACGUUUGGUGGAAUUAUAAUUUGAUUACAAAAAACUAUCACCUCUUUUCAUUGUCCUAUUAUAACUUCGAAGGGUCCAUUCAGUAAACAUGUUCUGAUUUGUUUUUACGAGAAUUUCGGAAUAUUAUUAAAUGUUACAAUUAUUUUUUUAAAUGUGACAACGAGACAAAUCUGUAAACAUUUCACCUCCAACAAGAGACCCAGGGCCAGACACAUUUACGUUUCGUGCUUCGGUUUGAAAUACAGGAAGGUGACCCACAAUUUCCGGCGUUAAAUAUAUUUUCGCAAUUAUUUUUAGGUGAAAUUAACACGCUAUCACAGCAUCGAGAAAACAUAGCAUCCAAAAAACAUCAAUGAAAUUCCCCUUGAUACAUUAUGUCUUUUAUCAUGUAUCUUUUGACAGGUGUUGGAUUAUAUAAGAGCUGAACAAAGAUCUCUUAUGACAAUUUCAAAUUUCAGAGCCUUGUAUGCUUCCUAUAUAUAAGGGCUAAGGCUUGCGUGAUAUGACUUCAUUUCAGUGACAUAUAACACAUUUUGGCAUCUCUACUGAUGUACAAUUAUCAGUUCUUUUGGCCUGGUUUGAUGCUUUCAUCACAUCUUAUAUGCCAUUACAUAGUUUUCAAGUAUUGCUUCAUUGUAUUGGCCUAGGGAUUAUAUUAGCUUAUGGUUUGCAUUUAACCAUUUAAGAAAACAUGCUUUGAAACUAAGAUGCUUUUGAUGAGUUGGGAGAGCAUUAUUUAUUUUGUUAAUAUUAUUGUUAAUAUGAAAUUCUAUCAAUAUAUAUUGUUCUCAUGCAAACAUCUUAGUUGUUUCCUUGUAUCAUUACUAUCAUGUAUUAGUAUUACAUUUUCAGACAAGCACUCAGGUAUUAUACUCUGGUAUUAUAGGCAUGCAUGUUUAAUCCAUUGAUUGGCAGCACUCUUCCCUUGAUGAGUGAAAUUGUCUGCCGUUGGAGGGAGUAAAAUAAUAACCUAGAGUGCAUCAUCACUUACGUGGUUAGGCCAUAAUUAGGCUAGCUUGUUCAAUCCACAGGCCUUGUAUUCAUUAUAAAUAUUUUUCUUGUAGUCUUUUGUUUAUGGUGACGAAGAUUGUCAAUAUUCACCUGGUGGCAUGUCACAAGAUGGUAUGUCUCCAGACCUGUCACCCAUGCAUACAUCUCCAAUUCCAGGGGCACCACUACACCCCUCCCAGUCACCUUACGGUACCUCCCCCUCUGCCUCAUCACAGAUAUCACCCAGCAGCAAUCAACCUGCUAGUGUACCAUUCAACAACAACAACAACAACAACAACAACAAUGUUGGAGAACCUCCGACAAAAGUUGUUCCUGAUAUAAGUUUUGAUGAUUUGAGUGCAUCGUUUCGAAGUUUAUAUCGAUCAAUGUUUGAUGCCAGUGUUAGCAAUCAAAGUUUUGGAGGUAAGUCUUAUUUAUUAAACUGACUUCACUUAAACAUUUUGCUCCCUGUAUCCUUUACUGGCUGAUAGUUUCAGCAGAUAUAAAAAGUAAUGUCUUCAUUAUAUUUACAUCUCUUCAAGGUUCAAGUUCUUCAUCAUCCAAUCCUAUAAUUGGUGAAAAUCCAAGUCUUGGCAACACAAGCACCAGCCAACAGUCAUUGAGCUUGGUACAAAACCUUGAGACCUUGCUAGAAAGUAUGAACUCUGGUAACUGGCAGAAUGUUGAUUGGGGACAGAUGCAAUCUGUUAUGGAAAACAUGCAGGGUUUAGAUGCAAGUUCAUUUGGUGUUGAUCCUGCCCAGUGGCAAGAACUGACUCAGUCAUUUAAUCAACUCCUUAAUGCCCAAGGCAUACCAAGGAACUUUAAUUUUAGCACUUCUAACCAAUCGUUUUCAAGUAAUAGUAGUUUAAGUAGUCACUCGGCAAAUAGUUUUACAGGACGGAAUUUUAUGAAUCUGUCGCCAGGAAGUGGUGCUCAUUUAUCAGCCGGAAGUUUUGUUGGUUCAGGGAGUCCAGGAACAAGUGCUGGAUCGUAUCAUUCAACUGGAAGUGUUCCAGGAAUUCGAGUCACACCACCAAACUAUAACAUUCCAAGAAGAAAUGUGAUUGAAGAGGAGGACGAAGAAGAUGAUUUUGAUUGGUCAACAAUUAUGUAGUUUUUAUACAGGUCAGUGAUCAAAUGCCUCUUUAUUGCAUGGAUCACUUUUCAUGUUACUAUACCAAAAAAAUGGCACAAGGAUCAAGCUUAGGGUUAGGAUUAAUGUUUAAGGAUUUGCUCUACAACAAGGAUUUUGAUUAGGAAUAGGAUUAUAAUUGGGAUUUGUAGGUCAAAUAGCAUUGGCUUACCACAAUGGUUAGCCUUCUCUUCCUGUAGAAAGUGAUCACUUUCCCAAAUGAGUUAAAUGGUGGAAUUGGUGAGGAGUAAGGCUAGGAUUGCAGAUUAGGAUUAUCAUUAGUGUUAGGAUAAUGGAUAGUUAAGUAAACAUUCCAUUUUGGUUGACCUUGAGAGCUCCGGGAAGUGGAUAAAAAAUUAUUCCCAGAUAUUUAUGUGUUAGUCCUAAUUGAUUGCCCAGUCAACUGUAUUUCAAAACCAACUGUUAAUAAUUAGCAAGUUGUAGGGUCCUGAUUAAGAUUAUCGGAUUCGAAGCGUUUCCAUGACGGUGGUGUUUUUCUUCCCUUUCAGGGUUGUUUCCUGUGUGUAUAUAAUUCAUUCAUUGAUGGGAACUGCACCAAACAUAGAUUUGAUUAACACAUAAUAUUUGCACUUGCCAAAUAACACCAGCCUAGUGCGAAGAUGCCAAGAGAAACUGAAAAUAAGUUAUGUGAAGAUUUAAAAUCAAAACUGAAUAUCAAGAAUGCCUGCUGGAAGGGCGUGGAUGCAUUCCUGUCCGAGAACUAACACUACUUAUUUGUAGCCAUACAUGUAUAUCUGCAUCAUAUACAAAAAGCUACUGAAUCGAAGAUUCAAUGAAGACAAUGAAUGCUCUUUGAAAACUACCAUGGAUUAAGACAUAAAGGGUUUACACCUAUGCUUCAAUUGUUCUAUCAUAUAGUAUCUCAAAGACCAAAAAUGUAUGAUUCACGCGUCAAAUCAUUCACGCGUCAACUCUGUGUUUUCAAGAACCGUGGCUUUAAUGCAUUGGAUACAAUCAUGGUUGAUUCCAGGACACAAUCACGACAUUAAAGACAUUCACAGAUAUGUCCCUGUAUUGGCAGGUUCUUUGAACUGAGAACCAAGCAUGGUUAAGUAGAUUUUGUGGUCUACCUGGUAACCUUCUAAUCUUAUGGUAAUCUGUACAGUAUCUUCCAGCAUUUGACUAACUUGCGCAUGUUGAAUAUGAACCCUUCAUAUUAAAUCAUGGAUUGUGAAAAGACUUUCAAUUACCAUUGUUUUUUAAAUCCCACUAGUUAACUGUAAUGUUUGUAUAUUUAUUGGAAAUGCGUUGGUUUUUAUGACCGAGUUGAUCUUGGUACCAAGUUGAACUUGGUUGGAGUUGCAUUAUACUUUAUACAGUAGUCUCAAUUUGCAAAAUGGGCUUUGAAUUUGCUUCAGUUUUUGAAAAACGCGAAAUAGGUAUCUAAAGCACGUCAAAGUUUAGUUGAAGAUCAAUUAUAACUUAACUUCGGCGUUUUUCGUGCAGUCGUCAUCUCUUACUCUAUUCCGUACCCUACAUAAUUUGAAGCACAUUCAGAUCGACACAUUUGUAGUGUUUUAGAUAUAGCAAUGUUAGUGUAUAAUAGUGUGUAGCAGUUUUUGAAACAACAUAAUAGUUGCAUUUGUUACACUUUCUCGUCUACAGUGUUUUGAGUAAUACAGUUAAUUUGAAUAAUACUAUAUUGUAAAAUCGUUAUGUAAAACCCCAUGCCAUGAUAUUGUUAGCUUAGUCACUUAGACAACAAUGUUAAUAAGUGGCUAAGUACGGCUAAGUUCCCCUUUUGAAUUUUUUUUAAAGAAAUAUGAAUGAAAUGGCAGGUUUACAUCGAUGUUCCUUGACUUUCAGAUAAUCUCAAAUUGUUCUUUUAUUUUCUGUAUUCUCUCUCGCAGACGCAUAAUAUGAGUUUUCCGAUGUGGUCAUUUUGAAAUACUUCCUACUUUGGAAGGGAGGAACCCCUGUUGUUUUUCUCAUAGAGGAACCCCUGUUGUUUUCUGAACAGUACACCAGAAACAGUACAAGGAAAUAAACCGUACCAGGAUUUAGUCAUCCGCUCGAAGAAGUUUUAGCUUCAGCAUAUUAACUGAUGGCUUCUGGC